Messenger RNA from Rotaria sp. Silwood1, 972 nucleotides. The record is from the annotation of a GenBank genome assembly. NCBI's taxonomy places the organism in Eukaryota, Metazoa, Rotifera, Eurotatoria, Philodinida, Philodinidae.
AUGAGAGACAAUGAUCUCUUCGACAAUGACAACGAUUCAUUUUUAUUGUUCAUUGUAGUAACUCUCAAUAUUCCAAUCGAUGCUCGAUGGUCACGGAAUGGAAAGACCGUUGCUGGAGGGAAUGGAGAAGGCAAUGCCACAAAUCAACUCAACAAACCUUGUGGUCUCUUCGUUGAUGAUGAUCAAACGAUGAUCAUUGCUGACCACUUGAAUCAUCGUAUUGUCCAAUGGAAGAUGGGUGAUACGAAUGGACAAGUUGUAGUUGGUGAAAAGGGCCAAGGAAAUCGCUUAGAUCAAUUGAAUUAUCCAACCGAUGUGCUAAUCGACAAAGAGACUGAUAGUCUCAUUAUCUGCGAUUGGGGAAAUAGCCGAGUCGUGCGAUGGUCUCGUCGUAGUGGCACAACUCAAGGAGAAAUCCUCAUUGACAACAUCGUUUGUUCGGGAUUGUUCAUGGAUGAUCAGAGAUAUCUCUACGUCUCUGACUGGAAAAAAGAUGAAGUAAGACGAUAUCAAAUAGGAGACAAGAAUGGAAUUAUCGUGGCUGGUGGAAAUGGCAAGGGUGCUGAUCUCAAUCAACUCAACGUUCCGACCUACAUGUAUGUCGAUCAACAACAGACUGUCUACGUGUCAGACAACAACAAUCAUCGUGUAAUGAAAUGGAAUAAAGGUGCAAAAGAAGGCAUUGUCGUCGCCGGAGGUCAAGGUGAAGGGAACGCUCUGACACAUUUGUGGCAUCCUAACGAACUCUUCAUCGAUACGUUGGGUACCCACUAUGUGGCAGAUUCAAGAAAUGAUCGAGUGAUACGUUGGCCUAAGGGAACAAAACAGGGUACUGUUAUUGCGGGUGGAAAUGUUGAAGGAGCAGGAGCAAAUCAGUUCAUUAGUCCCAUUAGUUUGUCCUUCGAUCGACAAGGCAAUCUUUAUGUUGUAGAUAAGGAUAAUAAUCGUGUUCAAUUUUUUUCAAUUCAAUAA